AUAAGGUCAUCGCGCGGGCGGGGUCGGGCGGUUUGAACAAGACCUAGACGGAACUGGGGGGCCGGCGAGAUAGGAUACGAGGCGCCUCGAGAAGCCGAAGAUGGCAGUUAACGUGUAUUCAACUUCAGUAACUAGUGAUAAUUUGAGUCGACAUGAUAUGCUGGCCUGGAUCAAUGAAUCUCUGCAGUUGACCUUGACAAAGAUUGAACACUUAUGUUCAGGUGCUGCCUAUUGUCAGUUCAUGGAUAUGCUUUUUCCUGGUUCCAUUGCUCUUAAGAAAGUGAAGUUUCAAGCAAAACUGGAACAUGAAUACAUUCAGAACUUCAAGAUCCUACAAGCAGGUUUUAAGAAAAUGGGUGUUGACAAAAUAAUUCCUGUGGACAAAUUAGUGAAAGGAAAAUUUCAGGACAAUUUUGAAUUUGUUCAAUGGUUCAAGAAAUUUUUUGAUGCAAAUUAUGAUGGGAAAGACUAUGACCCUGUAGCAGCUCGACAAGGCCAAGAAACGGCAGUAGCCCCCUCCCUCAUGACUCCAGUUUUGAAUAAGCCAAAAAAACCUCUUGGAUCCAGUGGUGCGGCUCCACAGAGGCCCAUUUCUACACAGAGAACUACAGCACCUUCCAAGACAGGCCCUGGCGUGGUCAGAAAGAAUCCAGGUAUGGGAAAUGGAGAUGAUGAGUCAGCAGAAUUAAUCCAGCAGAUCAAUGUAUUAAAACUCACUGUUGAAGAUUUGGAAAAAGAGAGAGACUUCUACUUUGGCAAGCUAAGGAAUAUUGAAUUGAUCUGUCAGGAAAAUGAAGGGGAAAGUGAUCCAGUGUUGCAGAGGAUUAUGGAGAUUCUCUAUGCCACAGAUGAAGGCUUUGUGAUACCUGAUGAAGGGGGACCACAAGAGGAGCAAGAAGAGUAUUAAUAACCCAUGUACUGUACCAGUAGAGCAGCAACGUCUGAAUUUUUCACCCCAAAUCAUGUGCUUAACUGUAAAAUACUCCCUUUUAUUAUUUUUUAGAGGACUCACUCACUGGUUUCUUUUCAUAAGCAAAAAGUACCUCUUCUUAAAGUGCACUUUGCAGAAGUUUCACUCCUUUUCCAAUGGGUUUUGAGUUAGGAGCUUUUAUCUUGUGGCAGAGCAGUAUUAACAUCUAGCUGGUUCACUUAGGGAACAAAGAGGCAGACCUUGAGAACUCACUAUUUGGUUGCUGGUAAAGACACUGAUAUCUGAAAAAAUUGUUUUUAUGUAAUAUAUUGAAAAUGGAAACUUAAAAUAGAGAAAUGUGAGGACAACUCACAGAAUGGAUUAACUAAUGUGAAAUCUCAGCAUAGAACUAAAUAAAUGCCUUAAGAGUAUUUAAAAAUGUUUCCAUAUGUCAAAUUAUAAAAUGUGUGACAGGAGAUUCUCUGUGCUUCAUAUUGUGGUUAGAAAGAACCUAACCUUAUACAUGGCUGUCUGAGAAGGCCUGUGGUGCUCUUUUAGUACUUUCAGGCAUAAAAAUUGAUCAAAAUGCAAAAUAAAGAAAUUUAUUCUAGAACUUUUUGGUAUUACUCAGUGGUUAACCCCCCAUGAAAGAAUAGGCUGGAUUUUUGCCUAACAGUCAGAGGGAGUCUUUUGGCUCUGAGAUGUAUGAUUGAGUUGAAGAGCUCAAAAUUGUUUUUGUGGAGCAUUUCUGUGGUAGUUUUUUGAUGUUUCUCCAAACCUUCUUUGCAUUGUAUUUUCUGGAAAGCAAGAUGUGUCCAGUUUUAUUACCUAAAAAUUGCUUUUGGAAAGCAAAAUCGCUUCUCUGAAAAUGAAUUUUGCUUGGAAGCAGAUUGUCUUGUUUUUCCAUCCUAUCUUUUAGUUCCUUUUUUUACUCUUCUCUUCCCCUUAUAUUCCCCAUUUGGGGUCUCUUCUUUCUGCCCCUUAAAGCAUGCUGCUGAGAAUAGACAUACCAUGGGCAGGUGAUCAUGCUCCAUGUUCUUUCUGGACCUCUGGUAGAGGGGGAGUGAUCUGUGAAGGCUGAGAUUACCUUGUGAUCUGUAAGGCCUGGGUCUUUUUUUUUUUUUUUUUUUUUUUUUUGGUACCUGCUGUCCACAGCCCUCACUGUAUCUGAAUAGUAGUUGCCAGUGCACUAAUCUCCUUGGAGAUAAAAUUCAUUAGUGUGUUACUAAAUGUUAAUUUUUUUUUUGCAGAAAAUACAGUACCAUGUCUAAUUUAAAUAUUAAUAUUUAAAAUAUUUCAUUCCUAAACACUCCCAUCUUUUUUGCUUUGCACCUCAACCUGUUUUCAUCCCUUUUGUUUGGCAGGAACCUGCCAGGUUUCUCAGUUACCUACUACUGAGAUUGAUCAGUUCUGAUGUGCUUGUAUCAGUUUGUUUCUGGUGGUAGAUUCUGGUGUCCUAAAAUGUGUGUAGAAGGCGAGCAUUUAUGAUAAAAUUGUUGUGUAGUGCAUGAUCUGUGUGGAAUUCUGAGGAAAACCCAAAUUCAGUGAAUAAUAAUAAUAAUGCCAAAAAUGCAAGUAACUCGCCAUUGUUAAAAUACAGUGGUGCUAUUUCUCUCUUGUGGCCUUUUUAGACUUUUGUUGCCCUAAAAAUUCCAUUUUACUGGGAAACCAUAUUCCACCUGGUCUUUCUUGACAGGGUUUUUUUCUACUUUAAACAGUUUCUAAAUAAAGUUCUGUAUUUCAAGAAUGUCAUGUCUUCUGAAAUUUGUCAUGCCCUGGUCUAUUAGGCUGAAAACAUAAGAUGCUGAUAGUCCAAGAUUCAGUUCAUGUGAUUAAAUUGUGGAUACUUCUUUUGUAUCCUUUCUUUAAACUA
Vombatus ursinus (common wombat) is the source of this 2783-nucleotide messenger RNA. It is a transcript of the gene MAPRE1, whose product is annotated as microtubule associated protein RP/EB family member 1. Gene Ontology annotation, molecular function: microtubule plus-end binding. The transcript is spliced from 7 exons. Gene Ontology annotation, biological process: regulation of microtubule polymerization or depolymerization; protein localization to microtubule plus-end; spindle assembly. The record is from RefSeq and is a predicted model, not a curated record. Lineage: Eukaryota; Metazoa; Chordata; Mammalia; Diprotodontia; Vombatidae. The coding region runs from base 101 to 907 and encodes 268 amino acids. Gene Ontology annotation, cellular component: cytoplasmic microtubule; microtubule organizing center; microtubule plus-end.